UCCUCUUCAUCACAUCCAGAUCGCCUCUUCUUCAUCCCAUCGCCACCAAAGGGGAACAUCGCAAAGACCAAAAAUAAGAAGUCGUUGUUGGGUUUAUCCAAGAAAGAGUAAAAUGAAGAUGACAUCCAGACCACUUCUUUUUCAUUUGCUCCUGUUCUGUGCAACCCAGACAUCCGGUGUCGAGAUCCAGUCCGUCCCGGCAGUCAACGCCGACGGCGUCAUAGAGACGGAGCUGGAGAAGUCCGUGUCUCUGGUGUGUCGGCCUGACGGCGGCCACGACGCUCCGGUUGACGACGAUCUGGUCUGGCUGAGGAACGGCGCCGUCGUCAGUCUGAGGGAAGGAAACAGGAAGGGUCGCAGCAGCGUGUGCGUCACGCCCGUCGUCCACGACGACGACGGGGCCACGUUCAGCUGCCACCUGAGCAAAAACGCCACGGUCACGGCCUCCGUCACCCUGAAUGUCACAUAUCACCCGCAGCUCUCGGGGUCCGAGGACGUCGCAGUGGAAGAAGAGGCCGAGCUCGUCCUGCGGUGCGAUAUCUUGGCCAACCCUCCCGUCUCGUCCGUGUCUUGGACCCUGAAUGGAAGCGCGGUGGAUCUGUCGGCGGGCGGCUUCUCGUUGGCCGUCGACGGCUUCGCGAGCCAGCUCGCCGCCGCCGGCGUGGAGAAGAGCGUGCACGAAGGCACAUACCGGUGCACGGCAACGUCUCCUCUCUACGGCGAAUACGGCAAGCGGUUCAGUGUCACGGUAACAGAAAAGACAUUUAAGUUCCCACUGAUGCCCAUGGUAGCAGGGAUAGUGGUGGUGUGCGCCACUGUGCUGUUCGCUGUUGUCUCUCGGUGGAACAGAAUUACAAAGUGCUGCAAGUAGGUCGAGCCCAGCUGACAUUACCAGUAAACUGUAUGUAUAAACAACGACGACGACGACGAUGAUGAGGAUGAGGAUGAUGAGGAUGAUGUCAACGAUGCACGUUAGCGUAUGGUGGCAUCUGGAAGUUUUUUAACACCUUUUGGAACGAGCGUUGACUGCUUUCAUUGGAACAGUUGGCACUAUUCUUCUUUCUACUUUACUUUUGCGUGCCGGAGACAAUCCAAUUUUAUCAUAUUUUAUAUUUUCUUAACCCUCCUGUUGCCUUCGGGUCAAUUUGACCCGAUUCAAUGUUUCACCCUCCUGUUACCUUUAUAUUUACUGACAUAUUUUACCCUUGGGGUCAAUUUGACCCCAGCUAUUAAAAUCUCCAGAAAA
This is a messenger RNA of Pseudoliparis swirei, 1246 nucleotides long. It is a transcript of the gene tmigd1, whose product is annotated as transmembrane and immunoglobulin domain containing 1. The transcript is spliced from 7 exons. Bases 113 to 871 code for a protein of 252 amino acids. Lineage: Eukaryota; Metazoa; Chordata; Actinopteri; Perciformes; Liparidae. The record is from RefSeq and is a predicted model, not a curated record.